AUGGUGUCUUCACUUCCUCAAGUCAUCAAUUUCCCACUCCAUAGGAGUUGCCAAGCAAACAUUGACAACACCACUACUUCGUCGAGCGGUAGCAGGCAAAAGGACACAAACAGAACGUCUAGAUCCUAUGUCGGAGAAAAUGCUUCCCAGCCUUCAUCCCCUGAUCGCGUCAGUGGCUCAGAUGCUGCUACCAUCCCAGUGAAGCUGCGCUGUGGCAUCCGUCCACGCGAGUUGCGCACCAUCUGGCGAAUCCAUUUGCAGUCUUUUCCAAUUGAGUAUGACCGAGCUUACUAUCGCUGGUUAUCAGGACCUGACUGCAUGAGUGUAGUUGCGCUGACUACGCCUGAGGCGUACCAAACGAUGCAGAAAUCACAGUAUGGUGAGGGGCCGCGAUCAGUACGAAAUAAAAAUAAGCAUGAGGAUUUGGCCUCAAUAACUCAGCUUAGCGUCGAACAGCUUUCCCGCAUAGACCCUCCCGCUGAAGGUGAUUCCAUUGUGCAGAGAAUGCGCGCCGAAACGGAUGAGAUGAUUCGUGAACUUGAGGACGUAGAGGAGGAAGUGGAAAGGGGGGGUAUGAUGGACGCAAACGAGCCGUCCCAUUCCAAGCACGACAAUAAUGUGACGGGAAAUCACGCUUCUGAUGAUGAAGGGGGUAGUAAUCAAAAUUUUUCAGUAGUAAUUGGCUUAGCAGCUGGGGAGCUUGGUUAUGCGCGGGACCAGGGUCGCCAUCUGUUCACUAACCCUACAUGCUACCUCUGUUCGCUUGCCAUCGAUCCAAUUUUCCGUGGUCUUGGCUUUGGAGGCGCACUGCUCGACCAUUUCCUUGACUACGUAGCGAAUGUGCCCGUGCGCGCCUCGUCGUAUCUGCACUACGACACCUCACGCAUCGCGGAGAUCUUAAAAACGACUUCGUCUUUCACCAAAGCCUUCAUUGAGGCAUCUCAUUUGCCAAAUGGUGGUAACGUCGGUAUAAAGGCCUGGGGUAGUGCGGACUUCUUGAGAGAGCCGGCUGGCGUGGCGACACCCACAGAGGGGGGACGGAAGAAGAAGAGUAGAAUAAUGGAAAACAUUUUGAAGUACGCAGGCUCAUGGGUUCCGUCUUGGCUAUGGGCCCGACGGACGCCGCAAAGGCAGACGGUGCAUGAUGUGCCCUCUGGCCAAGUUGAGUACCCCUCCUACACGAGGGGUCCUGAGUUAAAUACCCUCUUUGAAGGGUUAGCUUCCUUGGAGCGAGAUUGGGCGGGGCAGGACCCGGUCGUUCAGCGCGGUGUGCGGGAGGUUUGGCUUCACUGCAUUGCCAACGAUCUUUUCCUUAUGAAUUUUUACACUCGGCGCGGCUUUCGGCUGAUGAGGACAAUUAAGAAUUUCUACGAUACUGAUUCACUAGGGUUCGAUGCGAACUUUCUUCUAUAUACCACUAAGCCAUCCCCGCACGGCAGGCCUCCUAUUGAUGCCAAUUUCUCGGACAGAAGAGAAGACGGACAACACAAGGACAGCUGCAAACUUAGAACGCAGCUUGAAAGGAUUCAAGAGACAUCGCCUUCUUCAAAGGACGAGGCAGGCGGCUCGAUGCAAGACAAUUCUUUUAUUUCAUGCAAGGAGACAACGGCACCAUCUUUUUUAUGGCUAACCCCAUCCGUCUACAAGGACAUCUGCCAUAUAGAGACGAUGUCAUUUGAGAAAUGCCGGAGGGAAUGGGAAAUGUCCAUGUCCUUAUGGAGAGAUUCAGCUACCGUACAAACACCUGCGUUAAACUCAAUUAAAGAGAUCAUCUUCACCUACAACGCUGUAUUAACAGUAUUAACGGUGUCCUGGUUGCUAUACAAGAUGACUUCCUGA
Messenger RNA from Phytomonas sp. EM1, 1839 nucleotides. Lineage: Eukaryota; Euglenozoa; Kinetoplastea; Trypanosomatida; Trypanosomatidae. The record is from the annotation of a GenBank genome assembly.